UUGUGUACAAAUUUCUUAAAACAUGAAGGCAAUAUGCAUGCAGAUGAUGGUACUGAUAGUGAUACCACCUACUAUACUCUUUGUGACCAGAGUGCUUCUGUGAAUCCUGAAAUGGGAGACAUAAUGAACAUACGUACUUUGAAAGGCAAAGGUUUAGAUCAAUCUAAAGGUAAAAAACAAGAGAUAGAGAUUUGUGAACUUGUGAUUUGUGAUGAAGUGCUACAGAAAAGAGACAAAUACAAAAGAAAAUUGGUAAGUAUUGCUAGAGAAGUUGAAGACCUAACAGAUUCAGAUGACCUUGCUUCUCGAAUCAAAAUUAGCCCAAGAAAAUGUUCAACCAAAUCAUCAAGACAUCAGGCCUUGACUAACAUUAACUCAUCUACAAAAUGCUGUGAGAAAAAGAGAAAAGUCUCUAAUGAAUUUUUAGACAAAACUAAUGAGAUUGAGGAAAGAAACAAAGUUACUGACACAUCUGAAGAUACAACUUUACAAGAUGAAGAUGUUUACCACACACCAAUGAACAGUCCAGAACCAGCACCAAAGCGUGCCAGAGUUUGCAGUGAAAUAGAAGUUUCUCCAGUUACUGAUGUAACAACAAGCACAAGCAAUGUCCAGCAAUACUUCCAAAAAACAGGUUUUCCAGAGUCAAACAGCACAUCAUCCACCAGUUCAGGACUGCAAGGUUGUCUUAAAGUUCAGUUACUGGGUAGAUAAAAAGAAGUACGCCAUUUAUAGUUGAAGAUAAUGACUAAAGAGGAGCAGGUUUCUUCAAGGCUCAUCACUGCAACUAUUACUGUUUAGAUUUUUACUUUAUAUCUUGUUUCAUCAGAAUGUUAUUACAUGAACUGUUUUCAUUAUAUCUAGAUUUAUGUAAGAAAAUAAACUUGUAUUGACAAUUAUUCAUAGAAUAAUCAUGUACUUUGAAGAGGAGUUUUUUCUUAUGCUUCUUAAUUUUACAAUAUAAGUAAGAUGUGUCAAGUACAAUUUUGUCUUAUAAGUUAUCUUGACAUCAGUUUACAGGAAACUGUGUAUGAUAUAAAUUAUACAAAAUGUAUUUAUUACUAUCAAUUCCAAAUGUUUGUAUGGUCUGCCUAUUGUUUUCCUGUUUGACACAAUUAAGCAGGUACACCAGCAUAACUGUGUGCUUUUGUUUUUUUGUUUGACAAAAUUAGGAAGAUAUACCAGUAUAAGUUUGUACAAGCUUCUAUGUUUAGGAAAAUAAAAUGAGAAAAAUA
This is a messenger RNA of Penaeus vannamei (Pacific white shrimp), 1235 nucleotides long. The record is from RefSeq and is a predicted model, not a curated record. NCBI's taxonomy places the organism in Eukaryota, Metazoa, Arthropoda, Malacostraca, Decapoda, Penaeidae.